AUGUCUAGCAGCACGCUAAACAAAGCAACAGUGCAUCCAACGCCACGCCCUUCAGCUAGUCUGGUGCUGAUCAACGAGAGAAAUGAAGUUUUGAUGGUCCAACGUAACCCACAUGCUAGCACCUUCGCGGGAGCGACGGUAUUUCCAGGAGGAAACUUUGACAAGAAACAAGAUUCGUCUUUGAAGAUCACAGCAAUACGAGAGGCGUUUGAAGAAUCCGGCCUUCUGAUUGCUCGUCCAUCCGACAGCUUGUCCCGAACACCUUCAGAUGCAGUACUCGACGAAGCGAGGUUUGCAGUCCAUAGCCAGACGAAGACUUUCCAGCAGUUCAUGAAUGAAAAUAACUUGAUAGCGGAUACCGAGUCGUUGCUGCCUUUCACUACUUGGAUUACACCCAUCGAAGCGCCAAGGCGAUUUUACACUCAAUUCUACGUAGCGUUCCUUCCAGAAACCUCCGCCUCUGGGUUCAUGGCUGGCAGUAAGCAGGAACGUUUACCGAAACCUGACGGAGGACAAGAAGUCAUAGCCGCCAGGUUCAUCCGUCCAGAAGAAGCCUUGGCUGAGUUCAAUGCGCGGAAAAUCAAGUUUAUGCCUCCCCAAUACUACAUACUGUAUACUCUAUCGAACAUACUGCGUGGUGCUACUAGCACAUUUGAAGAACGUGUUGCGAUACAAAGAUUAUCGUCUGGGAAUUUUGGUCGUAUGACUAUCAACCCUCGUCGGCUGGUUCAACCUCAAUCUUCUUCGGACGCUACUACAUUGACCUACGAAGGGGACGAGACUCGGGGAGGGCCUUCUGGACGUCUGCAUAGGGUUGUCGUUAAGAUAGGCAAAGGCGGCAUAACCACUGCGAUUACGCUGCACCGAAAUUUUGACAUAUUUACGGAAAUAGAACCCCAUAUCUCCGGGGUUUCCUCAAAGCUCUAG
Messenger RNA from Lentinula edodes (shiitake mushroom), 927 nucleotides. RefSeq lists its product as uncharacterized. The transcript is spliced from 5 exons. Gene Ontology annotation, cellular component: mitochondrion. The coding region runs from base 1 to 927 and encodes 308 amino acids. Lineage: Eukaryota; Fungi; Basidiomycota; Agaricomycetes; Agaricales; Omphalotaceae. The record is from RefSeq and is a predicted model, not a curated record. Gene Ontology annotation, molecular function: hydrolase activity, acting on acid anhydrides, in phosphorus-containing anhydrides.